Molecule: messenger RNA, 3706 nt
Organism: Phyllostomus hastatus (greater spear-nosed bat)
Lineage: Eukaryota; Metazoa; Chordata; Mammalia; Chiroptera; Phyllostomidae
Gene: ZCCHC24
Product: zinc finger CCHC-type containing 24
Exons: 4
Coding region: 193-918 (241 amino acids)
Molecular function (GO): zinc ion binding; nucleic acid binding
Source: RefSeq, a predicted model, not a curated record
CGCUGCAGCCGCAGUCCAGGGAGGCGGCGGCAGUGGCGGGCAACGCGCAGGGCGCAGGGCGCAGGGCGCGGGCGAUCGCCGUCGGGGAGCAGGCGGCAGGCAGUGGGCGCAGGCUCCCCGGUGCCCGCCCCUCCGCUGGAGGUGGGGGGCGCAAGUGGGCUGCCGGGGAGGGGCCGGCACCGCAGCCGCAAAAUGAGCCUGCUUUCGGCCAUCGACACGAGCGCCGCCUCGGUUUACCAGCCGGCCCAGCUGCUCAACUGGGUCUACCUGUCGCUGCAGGACACUCACCAGGCGAGCGCCUUCGAUGCCUUCCGGCCCGAGCCUCCCCCUGGCGCAGCGCCUCCAGAGCUGGCGUUUGGCAAGGGCCGCCCGGAGCAGCUGGGCUCGCCCCUGCACUCCAGCUAUCUCAACAGCUUCUUCCAGCUGCAGCGCGGAGAGGCACUGAGCAGCAGCGUGUACAAGAGCGCCUCACCCUAUGGCUCCCUCAACAACAUUGCUGAUGGCCUCAGCUCCCUCACCGAGCACUUCUCUGACCUGACCCUCACCUCCGAGACCCGAAAGCCCAGCAAGAGGCCCCCACCCAACUACCUAUGCCACCUGUGCUUCAACAAAGGACACUACAUCAAGGACUGCCCCCAGGCACGCCCCAAAGGUGAGGGUCUGACCCCGUACCAGGGCAAAAAGCGCUGCUUCGGCGAGUACAAGUGUCCCAAGUGCAAGAGAAAGUGGAUGAGCGGGAACUCCUGGGCCAACAUGGGCCAGGAGUGCAUCAAGUGCCACAUCAACGUGUACCCGCACAAGCAGAGACCCCUGGAGAAACCCGAUGGCCUGGACGUGUCUGACCAGAGCAAGGAGCACCCCCAGCACCUGUGCGAGAAGUGCAAAGUGCUGGGCUACUACUGCCGCCGAGUGCAAUGACCGGCCCAUCCUCCACACCUGCCCCCUCCUGCCAGCCAGAGAAAAUGCCACCUCCCAUGUUCAUCUGUGUUGCUGCAUGUCCCCAUGUGCAUGGGGGCGUCCUCACAGGCAUGCGGGUCUGGCAGGGGUGUCCUAGGUUCUUGUCUUCAUGUGUGUUGACAAACAGUGUUACUGACGUAGCUGCUCCACCGAAGUCUGGGUCUCAGACUCUCUCGGUGGGCCUGGAGUCUGUGUGCAGAGAACGUGGGUGAGCAGAGGUUGAGGCACUGAUCCCACAAAGCCCUUGGGGUGCCCUGCAGGCUCUCCUCGGCUAAGGCUCCCUUCGGGCUGAGCAGCCUUCUAUUGGCCACAAGUGCACUAAAUUGACUGUGAAUCCCACAGCCUGUCAGGGAUUAUCUUUCAAAACCAACCAGGCGGCCUUCUCCCAGAACCUAACUUGCCCCGUGUGCAAAGCCACUCCCAGAAAGGCCUGUUUUCUGUCCUGUUUGAGACCACCGGGUCACGGGGAGCCAACACCUGUCCGAGCAGCUGCUGGGAGUGGGCUUCUCUGCCCGACUCACUUUGAGCCCUAAACCUGAUCGCCUCUGACGUCCCUAUCCCCUCUCCUUGUAGACCCAGAGGUUGGGGACAGGGAGGCAGUGAGUGUCGGACAGUGUCCCCAGGUGUGACCUGGGCACAUCAGGCAUCUCCUCCCCCCACUCACCCCCACACACUUUCCCCACUGGUUUGGAUCUUGUCAGCCCCAUUCCCUUCCCUUCUUCACCUCCCACCCAUGCUCCGGCCCCGGUUGAGUUUUGGGGCCCGUUGUGGGAGCCGCUCUGGCAGGAAGGAUGCAGGCCUGUUGGACCAGAGAGAGUCCUAGGUUCAGAGGCUGGCCCUGCUGCUGACCAGCUGUGGAACUUGGGAAGGACUUGUCAUCUCUGGGCCUUGGUUUCCCCACUAGGUAAGUGAGAGAGUGGCACUGGAGAGCAGAGAGGCCUGUUUCAAGUCCCAUCUGGAAUUCAGCCUGGCCGGGCACCCUCUCCUGGAGCACAGGGCUUAGUCUGGAGCGCUCCCCUCGGUCCUGUGCUCCUUGCCGUAGCCUGUCAGUGGGUCGCGUAAGAGUCGAGCCCAGGGAGCCAGUCUUCCCUUGUCCUCCCUGCAGGGCCGGCCCUGCCUGUCGUCUCCCACCCCUGCAGAAGUGAAGGAGAAGGACGCCCCUCCACCUCACACAGGGCAACCCCAGACAAGCUGUGGAACCUCUCACUUGUGAACCGGGGACUAUGAUUUCCUACCUCCCGGGGGAGCAGGGAGGCUGCUUGGCUCUCACAGGGGUCAGGGAGAUACUGUCCUGGCAGGUGGGAGGGGUCGAUUCUCCUCUCCUGUCUUCCCAGUGAGAAGCCUUAGUUUUCUUUUCACACCAUUCUUCCUUUCUCCCUGGGACAGGGAGAAAAUUGGUUGUCAGGACUGAAUCACUUGAUUUUGCCCCGAUACUAUGCCUCUGUGGAAAAAAAAAUCAGACCAUGAAAUGGGCCUGAAAUUCAGUGUUUACCACGGCUCAAGGACACCCACCCGGUGCCCAGUUGCCUUUUGUUUUCAAAUGAAAAUGUUUGUACAACUGAGGAGUUACAGUAAAGUGUUAACCAGGGGUCCAGGGAGCGAGUCAGAAACAUGGAGUGAGUGUUCUGGAAGCCAGGGCGCUGCGGUGUAGGUUUCGGGGGCUCGUGCACUCUGAGCACUUGAAAAGAAGGUGUUGGCCCCAGCCUGAGCCCGAAGCCACCCCCUCUGCCCGCAGCAGUGACGCCUGGCUACUGGGCUACUGACCGUGAGCACCCUCUCCACCCGCUGGGAAUGCCACCGAAGAGUCCUAGGCCAGCUGUUCCCUGCCUUCUCCACGGUGUCGAGGUGAGUGGGAGUCGCCCCGGCCUAAGGCACUCUGUCCCGGAGGAGAGGCUGUUACUGUCUGUCAUCCUAGGGCACAGCUCUAGAUACUGUGCACAGUGGUGGGCAGUGUGCUUGGGUUGGCUGUCAGGGCGAGGCCCCAACCCUUCCAGAGACCUGGCCCUGCCUGGGUGUUGGCCCCAGCACGCCCGGGGCCUGCCAGCGGUGCUGCACAGUGGGGGAACCGGGACCCUACAGAGAACCCAGACUCAAGCUGCUGGAGGCCAGGCCCUCCGCAGGCCAACAGGAGAUGGGCUGUCGCCCCACAGUGACCUUUUCAGUGGGCACAUCCAGCUGGCAGCCACCACCCCUGCCAUCUGCACAGAGCUGGCCGCCAUGGGGGCUGGGCCCUCAGCCCGAGGCAGCCCCUCUGUGCUCCCCACUUCUGUACUGUUCUGGCUGAAUUGGGAGUGCUCUGUGGUCAGCAAAAGCUACUGGUGUCCGGGCUGGAUGCUGUGAGAACUAAGUGCUCAGAGGGCCUGGGAGGGGACGAGAAAGUGUGUGGUGUUAGUCAUGUCGAAAGGGACAAUCGCCUGCAGUGAGCAGACCAGUGGUCGAGCUGGGAGAUAGCAGUGUUUACCCUGUAUGAAGUAUUCAGUAGUUCUACUUGUGAGUUUGUAUUUAUUUUGAGUUAUACUUGACACAGAAUUCCUUUUUUUAAAGAAAAAUGCUAUUUGUGUAUUUUGAAAAAAAUCAUGGAUGUUAAAAUUUCUGCGUGGUUGUCAAUUACUCUCACAACACUGAAUUUGUUACCUUCUCCUGAAAAAUCUUCACGGUGAUUUUUGUAUGUAUAUAUUUGAAGGCCUUUUUUUUAAAAAAAAAAGAAAAAGAAAAAGAUAAUUGUUUGAUUUUUGAGAUAAAAAACAAA